AUGGAAAAGACAACCGAGCUUGAGUAUGAUGCUUUCAGUGAUCUGGCGGUAACUGCUGCCUUUGCUCAGUCUGUUUCUGCUUCUUUGGCACUGCCGCCCGCGAUAACCAAAAAGGGGCAAAUGUACCUGUCAAAAUUUGGAAAUCUGGACGCUGAGCUCGAACCUUUGAGAAGGGAGAUUGACCUGUCCGGCUAUGCAAUCCCAAUUGACAACCUACGCCAACCAGGAAUGGCCCAAGGCGCUCUCGCUAAUUUAGGCCAACUCGUCAUUGAUAAGACUGGGGCGGACAUAGGCUUCCUGUAUCAGGAUCUCAACGAAAGCUGUCUGUUUGAAAUCCAUAACCAAUAUGAACAACAAAGAGAUAAAGAGCAAUCCGCUGCUGCCGUUGCGCCUGGUCUGUCUAUUCCCGAAUCCUCAAGUUCCGAGCUACAGAUUGCAGAGCGACGUCAAAAAGUCAAGACCCGACCGGCACAUUCCUCUAUCUAUAACAUUACCCCGACUACCGAGGCUCCGGAGAAGGACGAUGCCCCUGAAGCCCCGAUCUUGAAGGUCGUGCCUAGCACCUUUGAAGUUUUCUCGACCAUUUUCUCCAGAUCCGAUUCCAGAGGGUCGAUUCCCUGGUCAGAUUUCAAAGCUGCUAUGGUUGACCUCGGAUUCUCCGUGAUCCCAAGAUUCGGUUCCGUCUACACUUUCUCCCCGCCUCAGGAAUAUGCUGCCCAGAAAGCGAUCACUUUGCACCGGCCCCAUAAGUCUCAUAUUGAGGGAUAUCGUCUUCUCAUCAUCGGGAGACGCCCGGGGCGGCGGUAUGGCUGGAACCAGAAUUCUUUUGAGGUAGCCUAA
Aspergillus tubingensis is the source of this 840-nucleotide messenger RNA. RefSeq lists its product as uncharacterized. Lineage: Eukaryota; Fungi; Ascomycota; Eurotiomycetes; Eurotiales; Aspergillaceae. The record is from RefSeq and is a predicted model, not a curated record. The transcript has a single exon. Bases 1 to 840 code for a protein of 279 amino acids.